Messenger RNA from Schistosoma turkestanicum, 529 nucleotides. The record is from the annotation of a GenBank genome assembly. Lineage: Eukaryota; Metazoa; Platyhelminthes; Trematoda; Strigeidida; Schistosomatidae.
AAUAUAAUUUGAACCAUUUUAACUUUCAUACGUUAAUAACAUUUGACAAUAGUUUUCAAAAUACGACAUCAACAUGAACAAAUUUUUGACUUGGCAUAUUCUGUCAAUAGCAACUUUAAUUAUCUACUGUCUUUUAAUCCCUUUAACAAAUGCCUGGAAAACAGAUACAUUUGAAAUGCCAAAUGAUAAUGGAGAGCUAAAAGGGGGAUUUGAAAAAGUUCCCACAGAGUAUGAGGAAACAGAGCCAACAUUGAAACAAAGACGAAAAUGGAUAUCGCAGCUUCCUUAUGGUGAUCUACCAUGGAUUUAUGGAUUGAAUCAAGCCGGUGGGAAGCAAAAACCAUAUAAAUCACACAGAAGAGAACGUCGAUUUUUUUGUAAUCCAAUGGGAUGUGUCUAACUCUAUUCUGAUGAGCGACAUUUUUUAAAAUAUAACCAUAUAAUCAUGUCUGUAUAAUUAAACGAAACAUAAAUAAAUGUCUUUCCUGUUAAAAUCUACUAAAAGUCAAAAAUAAAAUUAUUUCUGCAG